GCGCCUGUUACUGAGAGUACGGGGAAUGUUUGCUUUCAAGUGUAAACCGGCCGGAAAGCAGUUUUACAAACCCGUCUUCCAUCGCUUUGUGAACGGCUGCGUGCAAUAACAUGGCAGCUGGUUCUGCAUCGCCACCCGGGUGGAUUCGCCCGUUUUCGUAGGCGCUCGGAAGUACGCAGGUGUCCACCCGUACUGCCUGGGCGAAGUGGAUUUGAGACAAUUGUAAAUUGAUGUAGCUUGCGCCGGUUCUGCCCUUGUUUUAUAUUAAUACUGCAAGCAGCUUCAGUGUUACGGUUCAGCGUGUUUAAAGAAAGAAGAAUGCAUUUUGCGGAUUUUGCAGCCGGGUCGAUCGGAGGAGCCCUAGGCGUGUUCGUGGGUUAUCCCUUGGAUACAGUCAAGGUGAGACUGCAGACCCAGAGACACUACAAGGGGGUAUGGCACUGCGUUCGCAGCACCUACAAGACAGAGAGACUCAGUGGCUUCUUCAAAGGCGUGUCCAUGCCUGUGUCCACGGUGUCGGUGAGCUCGUCCGUGGCGUUUGGCACCUACAGGAACUGCCUGCAGUGUAUACAGCAGUGCCGCUAUGGGAGUGGCGAUGCCAGGCCAGCUAAACUGGAUUUCUUUCUGUCUGGACUGGCAGCUGGCUUUGCACAGGUUGUGGUGAUGUCGCCUGCAGACGUAGUUAAAGUGCGGCUCCAGACUCAGACGCAGCCUGAGCACGCUGUGCAGGGCUCCACAGCGAACAUGAAAGUGAAAUACCAAGGUCCCCUGCACUGCAUGGCAACUAUCAUCAGGGAGGAGGGCGUCUUUGGGCUCUACAGGGGGGCCCAUGCAAUGAUGCUCAAAGAUGGGCCAUCGUUUGCUACCUUCUUUCUAACCUAUAAUAUCUUCUGUGAGUGGCUGACACCGGCUGGGCAAAAGCAACCAGAGUGGUCAGGGGUGCUCCUGGCUGGCGGCUGUGCGGGGAUGUGCGCCUGGGGUUUAGCCACCCCCAUGGAUGUGAUCAAGGCUCGGCUGCAGGCGGACGGCUUGGGGAAGAGAAGGUACAGCGGAGUGGUGAAUUGCAUCACGGAGAGCGCCAGGCAGGAAGGGGCCAGGGUCUUCUUCAAGGGGCUGGGUCUCAACUGCGCCCGCGCUUUCCCAGUUAACAUGGUGGUGUUCGCCACGUACGAGAUGGUGCUGAGACUAAUCCGAUAGCAAAACGCACACAUGAGGGGGGCUCUGCAUUGUUAUGAGACUGGAAUCGGCUGUUAUUUGAAAGCAAGGAAACUGCUUUUGUUGCAGCGCUUUCCAAAGUUGGGGACGAUUUAAUGCAAUGUUCCUUUGAGAAAUGAUUAAACACAGUAAGGUUUCAGAGUAUAACACUGCACUGAGAGAUUUCUGUGCAUCAAAAGCAUGGAUUUUGGGCACAAGGCAUGCAUGUUAAAAACCCACACAGGACUUCCCAUAGAAUCUUGUCUAUCACCUACCAGUGACAUUUCACAAAUAAUUCAGAACUGUGAAAUAUGCAGCUAAAGCCUUUGACUAAUCUGUCCUUGGUAUUUUAUUUAUUUAUUUCUAAAAGAGUUUGAAAAUAAUUGAAUUGUAUAAAGUGUGUUUGUAUUUA
Molecule: messenger RNA, 1606 nt
Organism: Polyodon spathula (Mississippi paddlefish)
Lineage: Eukaryota; Metazoa; Chordata; Actinopteri; Acipenseriformes; Polyodontidae
Product: solute carrier family 25 member 47-like
Exons: 6
Coding region: 319-1197 (292 amino acids)
Biological process (GO): mitochondrial ATP transmembrane transport; mitochondrial ADP transmembrane transport
Cellular component (GO): mitochondrial inner membrane; mitochondrion
Molecular function (GO): ATP:ADP antiporter activity
Source: RefSeq, a predicted model, not a curated record